GGCCCUGUUGUUGGAGGGUGAGCGAGGCGAUUCCAGUGCCUAGGCCAGCAAAACCUAGAAGAGAAGCAAUGGUAACAGCAGUAAUAAUUUCUCGUUUUUCUCUGUGCGCAGUUGGGAGCUGUGCAUCCCAAUAGUGAUAGAGGUCCUCUUUAGGACGGAGAAGGAUAUGGGGCAACACAGUUACCAAGACGCACAUUUCCUUUGUUUCAGUGAGGGCUCUUGCUGAUAUGCAAGGAGUAAGCCCCGUGGAAGAGCACAGCCAUUUUGCCCCUGUUGGGGGAAUAUAGAAUUUACCUUGCGAUGGAAAGGACGACUGUGCACAGACGUUUCUUAAGGGGGCAGAAAUGUUACCAAUGCAAUGCCCAGAGUGAAGAACGGACCGCAUGGAUCAAUUCGACAGUUUAGACAAGCAUACACAAUGGGGAAUUGACUUCUUGGAAAGAUAUGCCAAAUUUGUUAAAGAGAGAAUAGAAAUUGAACAAAACUAUGCAAAACAAUUGAGAAACCUGGUCAAGAAGUACUGUCCAAAACGGUCAUCCAAAGAUGAAGAGCCAAGGUUUACCUCAUGUAUAGCCUUUUUUAACAUCCUUAAUGAGUUAAAUGACUAUGCAGGACAGCGAGAAGUAGUAGCAGAAGAAAUGGCGCACAGAGUGUAUGGCGAGUUAAUGAGAUAUGCUCAUGAUCUGAAAACUGAAAGAAAAAUGCAUCUCCAGGAAGGACGAAAAGCUCAACAAUACCUUGACAUGUGCUGGAAACAGAUGGAUAAUAGUAAAAAGAAAUUUGAAAGAGAAUGUAGAGAGGCAGAAAAAGCACAACAGAGUUACGAAAGAUUGGAUAAUGAUACUAAUGCAACCAAGGCAGAUGUUGAAAAGGCCAAACAGCAGUUGAAUCUGCGUACGCACAUGGCUGAUGAGAAUAAAAAUGAAUAUGCUGCACAGUUACAAAACUUUAAUGGAGAACAACACAAACAUUUCUAUGUAGUGAUUCCUCAGAUUUACAAGCAACUACAGGAAAUGGAUGAACGAAGGACUAUCAAACUCAGUGAGUGUUACAGAGGAUUUGCAGACUCAGAACGCAAAGUUAUCCCUAUCAUUUCAAAAUGCUUGGAAGGAAUGAUUCUUGCAGCAAAAUCAGUGGAUGAAAGAAGAGACUCUCAAAUGGUGGUAGACUCCUUCAAGUCUGGAUUUGAACCUCCAGGAGACUUUCCAUUUGAAGAUUACAGUCAGCAUAUAUAUAGAACCAUUUCUGAUGGGACUAUCAGUGCAUCCAAACAGGAGAGUGGGAAGAUGGAUGCCAAAACCACAGUAGGAAAGGCCAAGGGGAAGUUGUGGCUCUUUGGAAAGAAGCCAAAGCCACAGUCCCCACCCUUAACCCCUACUAGUUUAUUCACAUCCAGUACUCCUAAUGGGUCCCAGUUUCUCACAUUCUCCAUUGAGCCCGUGCAUUAUUGUAUGAAUGAAAUAAAAACAGGGAAGCCCAGAAUUCCUUCUUUCAGAAGCCUCAAAAGAGGGUGGUCGGUGAAGAUGGGCCCGGCUCUAGAAGAUUUCAGUCAUCUGCCACCAGAACAGAGACGCAAAAAACUACAGCAGCGCAUUGAUGAGCUUAACAGAGAACUACAAAAAGAAUCAGAUCAGAAAGAUGCACUCAACAAAAUGAAAGAUGUGUAUGAAAAAAAUCCACAAAUGGGGGAUCCAGGGAGUUUGCAGCCGAAAUUAGCAGAGACCAUGAAUAACAUUGACCGACUGCGAAUGGAAAUCCACAAGAAUGAGGCUUGGCUCUCUGAAGUUGAAGGUAAAACAGGUGGGAGAGGAGACAGAAGACAUAGCAGUGACAUAAAUCAUCUUGUAACUCAGGGACGAGAAAGUCCUGAGGGAAGUUACACUGAUGAUGCAAACCAGGAAGUCCGAGGACCACCCCAACAACACAGUCACCACAAUGAGUUUGAUGAUGAAUUUGAAGAUGAUGAUCCCUUGCCUGCUAUUGGGCAUUGCAAAGCUAUCUACCCUUUUGAUGGACAUAAUGAAGGUACUCUGGCAAUGAAAGAAGGUGAAGUUCUAUACAUUAUUGAGGAGGACAAAGGUGAUGGAUGGACAAGAGCUCGGAGACAGAAUGGCGAAGAAGGCUACGUUCCCACAUCAUACAUAGAUGUAACUCUAGAGAAAAACAGUAAAGGUGCAGUAACUUAUAUCUAAACUAACCAGGCAGCUUUGUGCUGUGUGUGAUAUAGGAAGGAUAACAUAAAAUGAAAACACAUCCAACAUGUUGGAAAAAAAUAAGAAAGCUCAAAGGACAUCCAAGGUGUAUUGUUCACUAUGUGAGCAGAGUGUAGAUUUGCUCUUAGAGAUACGAAUAUUACCACAAGAAAAUGUUCUCAUGAUGCUUGACCGUUUGAGUGAUGUUGGUGUGAAGCUUAAUUGAUGCCUAUUGCUCUAUGUCCUGCUUAAGUCUGUGUGAAGGAUUUGUGUUUCUCUGCCUUAUAAAUCAUAGAAUUUGAUCUAUUGGGUAGGAAUACAUAGAAAGCCUUUUUCAACCUUUGCUUCAAAAAACAUGGUAACUGUAGUGAAUUAAAAUUUGUGAAACUGCUCUGAAAUGCUAUAGAAGACUGACUCCCAAAAGAGUGGUUUGUUCUAGGAGUUCGAAUUUGUAGCUUCAGUUUCCAGGAAUAAAAUUAAUUGCUGUCUGAUUGGGUAAAAUAAUAAUAAUAUAAUUUCCAUUUGCCUUCCAAUCUUUAACUUUGGUGUUCUAAAGGAAGAGAACAAACAUCUAGCACAUAAACUAUUUAAGUAGUAGACUAAUCAAGAGACCUGCAACAUAAAUUGACUUGGUCUAGCUCUUAUAUAAAUAAAGCAGCUUUCUUUUGAAACCUGAAAAUAUUUUCAGGCUUGCUAGUAAUUUUCAAUAGCGUACAAGCUUCCUUCCAAAUUAAUCUUAUGUUUCUAUGUUUCAUCUUGAAAAUGUCUUUUGGGAAAUAAUCACUUUAGUGCUAAUUAACAUUUAGCAGUUGUGCAUAAUAAAAUAGAUUGUAAAUCGACUAAGAGGAACUCUUGAAUGGAGGGAAGGUACUGGCGAAUGUUUGUUUUUUAAAGGUAAACAACUUUUUUGACAAACUGGAUUGGGGAAGAUAUCUGUGCCACUAUUUUAGGACAUUUUCACAUUUUAGCCGAAUCAUCAAUUAUUAGGAUAGGUUAUUUUUUACUAAUUAAUUUCAACAAGAAUUUGUUGGAAAUACUGUACAAUCAAUUCCACUAGCUUUCCACAAGGAUUGUGCAGUGCUAAUUGUGUGGUCACUUCCUAAGUUAGUUGUGUGGAGAAAUAAAAAGGAAAUAAAGCGAGGAAGCAAUUAAGAGACUGUUCUUAAAUUUUGCUCAUAUUCCAAAUUUUUUUCUGGUGUUUUCAGUAGCUGACUAGAAAAUGAGUAGAGACUGGGACAGACGCUUUAAACUGAAACACCUGUUUUGGUCUUACCGAAGGUCUUCAGUAAUUGUUCUUUUCUUUUUCCUCCUGGACUGCAGGUUCCUGAAGAGGGUUUCUGAGGAAAUGGGCAAGAUGUUGAAGGAGGUUACAUGCAGCUGCUUUUGGGGGGAGGGUUUUAGAGUUGUCAGGCUCAAAGAGACAGUGAGAGAAGCAAGUUGCAUGAGUGCAUGCAGACAUGAUUAUUUUUACUAACUUCAUUAGCAUUUUCAUACAUCAUUUAAGAAAAUAUUUGUAAUACCAAUCCUUAAAUUCCUAGUUCACAGUUAUUCACACAAAAGAGAAGCCAACAAUGGCUGACCUUCGUUUAUGUUACUGAUGUCCAACUUAGAAAAAAAAUGCAGAGCUGUUGUUAAAUUUGUCUUACAUGUGGCUGUCCCAACAGGACUGGCUCUAUCCCAGCUCUGUGCUAAUUGGCUUUUAGACCAUUCAUUGUCUGUUAAAAUCCUUGCCAUUUGUCAGUGUCUGAGUGUGCCACCUCUGUGUUUGCUUAACAGCCUCUGUUGCAUGUCUAGAGUGAUCGGACUAGAAUUUUUCAGGCAUGUCUUUAUAAUCCCUUGUUCUUGUCAAUGCCUUUGUUUUGUUUUACAUAUUUAGUGCAAAUCACUUUGUCAAACAUCUCCAGCACUAAUGUUUCCAUCCUAGUAUUUGUGUAUGCUGCUAUAUAACUUCCCCACUGCAAAAAUUCCAGUUUUGGCAUUAUGAAGAAGUAGUCUGUGAACCUGAAGUAUUUAUCAUAAGAAAAAGAAAACAUCUCUGCUCUAGCCUACAGCCCAGUUGAAGGAACUCUUUGAAACAUGAUACAUCUUCAGCACCUCAGUCUGGGAAGAAUCUAUAGUCAGCACUGAAAUCCUGGCAUCAUAGACACGGAAGAUACCACCUCAAGACAAAGAACUGUUUUCAAAAGUCAGCUGCUUCCAUUCUAAUGCUGCCUUAAACUAGAGUGCCUAAAUCUGUUGAUUGCCAACACUACCACUACAGUAUCCCACAAAGGGCUUUGUGUGUCAGCUCAGUGCGACCUCCUUUAACUCUGCAGUACUGCUGCAGCUGCCGAUGUAGCCUUGGUAGGUGGCUGUUAGAGCUCUACCAUGUAUAAUGGUGCAUCUUCCAAUUUAUGCAUCAAGCUAAAGACCUGUCCGAGUCUGUUUUACUUUACUCAGUGUUUUUAAGAGAAAUUUUAUGGACCCCCUCAUUGUCUUUUAAUUUGGGGUUAUGAAGUUCUCAUUUGAUUAUUACCUUGGUAGUUUGUGUCCAAGUGAUGCUUUUGUUUGAACCAGAUAAAAUUUAGUGAAACUUUGUAAUUAUCUACGUGCACUUUUACUUGUAAAAUGGAAAUUUCUGUAUGUUUAUUUGUAAAUAUAAUUGUCCCUAGUGCCCCUAUUGCUCAUGUUGUCCUGCCUCGCACCUGUGAUUCUGUUAAUGACUUGUAUCUUAACUGAUUUCUUAGUGAUAUUGUAAUAGGGAGAUGGGUGGGGGCGGGAGGUAUUUGUACCAUUGAACCUUCAUUAAUUUGGUUCUUUAUUGUUUUGAGGGGAGAAAGGGAAUGUGAAUUGGUCUGUGUAUUCUUGGAUUUUAAGCAAUAUUUUAGAAGCUGUGGGACUGCUUUAAUAACUUUUUCCCAAUGUUAUUUGAAUCACACUACCAGUUACACUAAAACCAAAUGACAACUGUGUGAAUGUUAAUGCCUUCAUAAGAUCAAGUACACCACUAUUAGACAGCUAACAUAUAGUGUAUUACCUUUGAGGCUAGUAGACUAUAAAGUUUAGGUUUUGAAUCUCUUAACAGGGUUAUUUAUGUAAUGUGACAUUAUUCAGUAAUGACAGACUACAUGAAGUAGUUUUAAAAUCCAGUGCUAUUUUUAUUUUAAAGAUUAGCAGUGAGGAGGAAGUGUGAUCUGGCUGUUUGUCUUCUGUAUAAAGCCUGAAGUGCGUGUGUUUUUUUGGCUAACAGCCACAGAGGGCAAAGUUUAAGGCUUUCUUGUAAGGACUAACUGUUCUUUUCAAGCAGCUGUUUGUUUUGAUAAAAGCAGGAUUUGUUUCCGUAGGAGGCAAGUUCCUUUGUGUGGAAUAGUGCAACCUGUAUUUGAGUUAUUACAAUAGAAAAGACAGUUUUACUUGCAUAGUUUAAAUUAUUCUUAAAUCACUCUUAAAUUGUGAACAUGUGAAUUGUCCAAAAGAAAUCUUUGCUUUUUCAGUAAUUUUUACUCUUUUUUGUGCACAUGUCGAUUUCUUAAUGGUAAAUGCUUUGUUUAAGAUAGUGUUCUCUGUUGAGAAUAUUUUCAUGGAAUAAAACAAUCUUUUCAUGGUCA
This is a messenger RNA of Choloepus didactylus (southern two-toed sloth), 5779 nucleotides long. It is a transcript of the gene FNBP1L, whose product is annotated as formin binding protein 1 like. Gene Ontology annotation, biological process: signal transduction. The transcript has 16 exons. NCBI's taxonomy places the organism in Eukaryota, Metazoa, Chordata, Mammalia, Pilosa, Megalonychidae. Gene Ontology annotation, molecular function: protein binding. The record is from RefSeq and is a predicted model, not a curated record. Bases 384 to 2192 code for a protein of 602 amino acids.